AUGCCCGGCAGCGGCGGCCCCACGGCCCUGCAGCCCCACGGCCCCACAGCUCCGCGGCCCCGAAGCCCCACGGCCCCGCAGCCCCACGGCCCCACGGCCCUGCAGCCCCACGGCCCCACAGCUCCACGGCCCCGCAGCCCCACGGCCCCACGGCCCUGCAGCCCCACGGCCCCGCAGCCCCACGGCCCCGCAGCCCCACGGCCCCGCAGCCCCACGGCCCCACGGCCCCGCAGCCCCGCAGCCCCACGGCCCCACGGCCCCACGGCCCCGCAGCCCCACGGCCCCACGGCCCUGCAGCCCCACGGCCCCACGGCCCCGCAGCCCCACGGCCCCACGGCCCGCUCCCGCUGCCCUCGGCUGCGCCCAACGCCGCGUCUGUUUCCACUCUGA
Molecule: messenger RNA, 390 nt
Organism: Melospiza melodia melodia
Lineage: Eukaryota; Metazoa; Chordata; Aves; Passeriformes; Passerellidae
Product: cornifin-B-like
Exons: 1
Coding region: 1-390 (129 amino acids)
Source: RefSeq, a predicted model, not a curated record